This is a messenger RNA of Diaporthe amygdali, 3429 nucleotides long. RefSeq lists its product as uncharacterized. The transcript has 2 exons. Bases 1 to 3429 code for a protein of 1142 amino acids. Gene Ontology annotation, molecular function: ATP-dependent chromatin remodeler activity; ATP binding. The record is from RefSeq and is a predicted model, not a curated record. NCBI's taxonomy places the organism in Eukaryota, Fungi, Ascomycota, Sordariomycetes, Diaporthales, Diaporthaceae.
AUGGCUGCGACUUCGACUGCGAGCCAUGGCUUUGAGCCAGAAAACCGACAAUACAUCGCUGUUGGAUGCCUUGUCUGUAGACACAGCGAAGUGGAUGCCACCAUCAGGCCCUAUUUCAAGCUUUUGGACCGCAAAUGGUUCCGUUUCGAGACCACUGUCAGCCUCGACGAUGCGACCACUGCAAUCGUCAGAGUUCAUGUACUUCCCGAUGACUCAUGUAACAGCCUCAUUCUCCGAGACGAUCCUUUCCUCCGCAGCAAGAAGAAGGAUCUUCUCGCAUCUCUCGACUAUUCUCCCUCCACAUGGCGAGGACUGUCCAGCCAUGGUACACCUGUGGGCUUCCCUCAGCUCUCAUCCCAAGACGAAGCUGUUCGAAGCCGUCUUGUAGACGAUGACCCUGGCCAAGAUAUGUCGUUACUGAAGAUGUUCAAUACUAUUCCAUCACCGAGACCUGACAUCAACCUGCUUGAGGACGCUGUAUCACGAGAGUCCAUGUCCAACCUGCUGUCAAGCUCAGUCGAAGACCUGAUCACCGAGCUCUACCCCUAUCAGUGUCGUUCAGCCGCACUGAUGUUACAGAAGGAGGAGCAGCCUGGUCAUGUGCUGGACCCGCGCCUUGUCCAAGUAAACGAUCAAGAACGAAAACCUUGGUUCUACAACCCAAACACAGGUGAGGCUCGCAGGGAGCCUCGUCACUACGAUCACAUUUGCGGUGGAAUCCUGGCCGAGGAAAUGGGCUCAGGCAAAACCUUGAUCUCUCUCGCUCUCAUUGCCGCGACAAAGGACCAGCCUGCUGUUGUCCCAGAACUUUACCGCGGCGGCAACAUCACUGUUCGCCCCAAGGUUGGAUCCUUGAUGGACAUGGCCGCUGCAGUUGCCACCAAGAGCGGCGUCUCUUGGAAGCGCUAUAUCGACUCAAGAUACGAAAACUGUGUUCAGGCCAUCGAAAGGAAUCCUGGCUGGUACUAUCUACCGCGUCCAGAGGGCAGGAGACCCUCUCGACGUGCUGAGCCCCAUACUCUUCCGUCAAUUAAGAUUUUCGUCAGCCACGCAACUCUGAUAGUUGUACCUCCCAACCUUUUGAAGCAGUGGAAGCAGGAGACUUCCAAGCACAUGCGGGGCCUCAAAGUCCUCGAAAUGACAUCCAAACAGAGCAAGGGUACGACCUCGAACGAAUUCCCAUCCAUAAAUGAUCUGACUCACUGUGACAUUGUGAUCUGCACCGUGACCCGGCUGGAGAAGAUAUGGUCAACCCAUAAGCGAUCAGAGGCAGAUGGAUCACAAUCCCUGGAUUGCUCGCUCGGACAGGUCCAAUUCAAGCGCUGUAUCGUCGACGAGGGUCAUAAACUUGGAAACAUCAAGCUCAAUAGUAUCAAGACGACGUUGCUACAGAUUCUCGAUGCUCUUCAUACCAACGCUCGAUGGAUCAUGACGGGAACCCCAGCUAAGGGGCUAUUCGGAAUGGAGAAGGACAGCGAUUUCAACACGUCCUUGGCCGAAUCAUCCGCCAAGCAGGAGAGCGAAGAUCUCGAGCGCAUUGGGGCUAUCGCAACUUUCUAUCUCAAGGCUCGGCCUUGGUCCAACACGGUCCUUGACCACGGUGAUACCCUUGCUGACUGGAAGACUUACGUGAUCCACGGCCGCAAGGACUGUCUUGCAUCCACCUUCAACUCCUUGAUCAUUCGACAUCGCCUCUCAGAAAUCAGCCACAUGAUGCCGGCUGUUGAUUCUAAAAUUGUGAAGGUUGAGGGCUGUUAUCAGGACAAGCUCUGCCUCAACCUCUUCUCCAUGAUGAUCAUUUUCAAUGCUGUAGAAUCUCAGCGUGCCGAUGAGGAUUACUUCUUUCACCAAAGAAAUCGCAAGAGCAUGCUCCAGUUGGUCAGCAACUUGAGACAAACCAGUUUCUUUGGUGGCUCAUUCUUUUCAGCGUCUCAGAUCCAGAAGUCUGUCGAAACGGCAGAGGAAUUCUUGGAGAAAAAGACUGUCCCGAUCAACGAGUCUGAUGAGACACUGCUCAAGGCUGCAAUUGAACUUGGGAAGACCGCUAUGCAUAACAAGAUCAAGACAGCUGCGAACACCUUUCACGAGAUGCCCAUUUACAUCGACCACUUUCCAGGCGGUACACCCCCCGCAUGGUCAGUGGACGACGGAACCAGCUCUGGUCCUAUGUGUACCAAUUACAAGUUAAUGAUUGCAGCCCAACGGGCGCUGCGCCCUUUCCUUGGCUCGACCGAAGGCCUAAAUACGUAUCUCAACAGUGGCUCGUUCCUCGCGACGGGCACAUCGGAGCGAGACAAGGCUAUUCGCGAUUCCCAGCCGCAACAGACCUCCAGUGUCACCAACAAAGCUGAUACCACUCUCGCGGGCAACACAAAGCCGGGCGAAGACCAUGUCAGCCCACGGAAAGGCCACUCUGCAACAAUAAGGCUGAACGAGAAGGGAAUUCCAACUCCUCCUCAGACCCCUGAGGUGGUCAUUGAAAUCGCUGAACCGCUAGCAGAGACCCAACUGAUAUCGACCGUCUCCGCGAAGCUAUCCUACCUCAUCGAUGCUAUCGUCAUUCACCAGAAGGAGGAGCAAAUUAUCGUCUUCUACGACAACGACAACGUAGCUUGGUACCUCGCCGGUCUCCUUGAGAUGCUUCAGAUUCACCACUUGAUCUACGCCAAGGGCAUCUCCGCGGACCGUCGAGCCCAGUACGUCUCCACCUUUACGCACAGCAGCAAAUUUCGUGUCUUGCUCAUGGACAUUGCGGAAGCCGCCUUCGGUCUAGAUAUGCGGUCCGCGUCACGAAUCUACUUCAUCAGCCCCGUGCUGGACCCACAGGUGGAGGCGCAGGCUAUCGGGCGAACCAUCCUCGACGACCGCCCGAUCUACGACUGGAUCCUGAACGCGAAAAUCAUCCCUCUGCCGGACGUCGCCAAUGAUGAUGGCCCGGCCCAGAUGGCGCCUCUCGUGGUUCCGCAGUAUAUAUUUGGUCGUGAAUUCGGUCGCGAGGUGGUUGACCCAGAUGAAGAUAUUUUGCUGGAGGACCCAUCCCAUUCAGCUGCUGCAAUGUCAGACAAGGCGAAGGGCAAGAGACCAGUCAGGGGUGUCGAGCCUGCCGUCGACGGCCCGAGUGCGAGGUCUAGUGAUUCGAAGGGAAAGGUGAGAACCCGAACUCGUCCGGUCAAGCGGGCUCGUUUUGCGUGUGCAGACAGCGACGGUGCAGCUGUGUCCGAUAGGGCUGCCGAUACUGAGCAAGAAUCGGGUAUGGAGAGUGCCCUGGACGAAUCACCACAGACUGCUGCCAUUGGUAACCAAUCCGUUGGUGGCUCUUCCUCGGCGGCAGUCGUGGAUGUUCCCAGUGGCUCCCAGCCUGCGCUCCCGGCUCGUCCUGCUAAACGUGCUCGCUUCACGGACAUUCACGGACCUGACCACGUGGAGUGA